AUGGGAGAAGAGGAAAAUCCUCCAGCCCAUCAUUCACCUGAGAAGAAGAAUGAGAGAGCUCUAUCCCUUGUGCCACUUUCUCCUGCCUCACAAAGUGAGACAGAUGGUGCAGGGAGUGCCAAGGACAGAGAUGAUGCUCUGGCUAGAGUGGAAUUGGAGAAAAGAUUGGCUUUGAUCAAAGCAUGGGAAGAGAAUGAAAAAACUGUAGCUGACAACAAGGCACAAAAAAAGCUGACUGCAAUUGGAUCAUGGGAGAACAUUAACAAGGCGACUAUGGAUGCUCAACUAAGGCAGAUUGAGGAAAAUAUUGAGAAGAGGAAGGCUGAACAUAGAGCAAAAAUGAAGAACAAAGUAGCUGAAAUUCACAAGGUGGCAGAUGAGAAGAGGGCAGUAGUUGAAGCGCAACGAAAGGAAGAGAUCCUCAAGGCUGAGGACAUGGCUGCAAAAUUCAGAUCAAGCGGUUACACUCCCAAGAGGUUUUUGGGGUGGUUUGGCUGCUAAUUCUUUUGUGGGGAGCUUAGGGCAGGGAGAAUAGCUCAUCAUGUAUAUUAUACCAAUCAAUAAUAUAAGCAUAUAUAUAUAUAUUUCAAUAAU
Messenger RNA from Ipomoea triloba (trilobed morning glory), 594 nucleotides. RefSeq names its product remorin 1.4-like. The transcript is spliced from 5 exons. NCBI's taxonomy places the organism in Eukaryota, Viridiplantae, Streptophyta, Magnoliopsida, Solanales, Convolvulaceae. Bases 1 to 501 code for a protein of 166 amino acids. The record is from RefSeq and is a predicted model, not a curated record.